GUUAUUCGUGUUCCAACAUUCAAGUCGUGCAGACGCAGCCGCUCCGUAUGUCGUGUGUUUCUUCUGACUCGCGUUUGCGUACGUACAAUUAAUAAAGCAGAAAAAUUAUAAGACAAAAAAAAAAACUAGACAGGAACUGUGCCAAGAGCAAUAUAUAAAAAAGUCAUUUUCAAUUUGCAUUUAAACACAUGCAGCUUGCAAUGCUCUCCCCGCACGGUACGUGACUUUCUUGCCACCUGAUUUUCUGUGUUUUGUUUUUGUUUGUAUUUGGCAAAGAAGAAAUUGCUGAAGUGAAGUACAGAAAAGAAAAAUACAGCUGCAAAUAAAAAUUAAAAAAAAAUCAAGCGAAAAAGUGAACAAAAAAUCAGAGCAAAAUGCCGUCGUUUAUAGAGGUGAAACCCCUGGCGCAGCCAUUGACGACACUUGCGCUGCGCCCCUCCAAGUCCUCGCCCGAGGUUCAGUCCGUCAAGCGGAAGCUGUUCGAUUGCCGUCCUGGCAAUGACAUCGACGCAAUGAUGGAGGCGGAAAACAAGCGCACCGAAAAUUAUUUAAAUGAACGCUAUAACAUAACUAUCGAACAACUCGAGAAGGGCACAACGCAAGUUUAUAUUGUGAAUGGCAUCGAUGUGAAAAAAUCGAUUUCGAAAGUGCAAAAGGAGCCCAAUUAUGCAGUCGCGCCUAAAAACGGCCUCAAAAGAAUUUACCGCAUACGCAAGGGCUACAAUGGAGCUGCGAAGGUGCCAAAACGUAAAAGUAAUCAGAUCAGCAGCAAGAACAAUCAGACUGCAGCUGAUAGCCAUACUAGCGAAAUGGGGCAAUAAUUGAUAUUAUUAUAAAAAUUUUUAUUAUUUAAAUAAUUUAUGUUUUUUUAUAUGUGUAUAUUUUUUUUGUUUAAACAAAUCCAAGACUUGACAGUUCAAAUUGUUGUUUAAGCUUUUGUUGCGAAGCCGUUUGCUUUGAAAAAAAGAAAAGAAAAAAACGAAGAAGUAGAAGAAGAAGAAGCAGAAUAAGAAGCCCACACACGCACACUCAAAAUAAUAAAAUUAGAUACUAAUUAGAUACACCCCCCAAUUUCAAAGCGUUCUCAGCGUGUUUCUGGCUUCUGCAGCACGCGUGUGCCGAAAGUAUUUACAAUUUGUCAUGAUCUCAAUAAAAACAAUUUAAAUUAU
Drosophila montana is the source of this 1169-nucleotide messenger RNA. RefSeq lists its product as uncharacterized. The record is from RefSeq and is a predicted model, not a curated record. The transcript has 2 exons. The coding region runs from base 375 to 821 and encodes 148 amino acids. NCBI's taxonomy places the organism in Eukaryota, Metazoa, Arthropoda, Insecta, Diptera, Drosophilidae.